CAAGAGAGUGACCGGGGAUGCUGCGGAGACUGUAUUAUUAUUAUGAACCACAAGGGGGCGGCCAGUCUUAGAGUCCUGCGAUGCCUGAAUGCGCUGGAUGGCCUGAGCCGGACGGAGUCACAAACUCCAGCAGUUCUCCUCCGCACGCGCGCUGUGUGUCCGUGCUCCUCUGCUCCUCUGGUCCUCUGCACCUCGGACACCCGGGACAUUGAACCACUCCUUGAAGUUUAAGGAGACCGAAACGGUGCACGGAGGGUCGUGAUCUUUUAGAUUUAGUUUAAGUUGCUAUUAUUAUUAUUAUUUUUUUUUUUUGCAUUUAAAAAAAUAUUAUACAUUUCUUGCAUUUUAUCGGUUCCAUCCCUGCACCGCUUAUGACGGAAACUCGCGGCGAGCUGACAGAGCGUGCCUGACCCACGCUCUCCUAUUGCUGCAAAGCCGCUAUAAAGGCGCACUGCGACGAAGACUUCUCUGUCUGUCUUUCUAUCACCCCCUCCUCCUCCUUCGCUUCCUCCUCCUCCUCCUCCUUCCACCCUUCGUACCCUUCUGCCUGGCGCUGUUUACUUGCGGACUUAUACUCCUAAGCCUCCUUGCAUGGAUGUAGGCUACCAUGGCUACGUUUGUGUGCAGGGUGCAGUUUCUAGACGACACCGAUCCGUUCAACAGCACCAAUUUCCCUGAACCUACGCGACCGCCGCUCUUCACCUUCCGAGAGGACAUACCGCUCAUCAACCAGCUCGCCGGAGUGCACAGACUCCUCAAAGCGCCGCAAAAGCUCGAUGACUGUGCUCUGCAGCUAUCUCAUAAUGGAAGCUACCUGGAUCUGGAUUCUACUCUGGCAGAGCAGAAAGAUGAGCUGGAGGGCUUCCAGGAGGAUGGAGGACGAGGCAAAAAGCACAGUAUAAUCCUACGAACACAACUCUCCGUAAGGGUCCAUGCCUGCAUAGAGAAACUGUACAACUCGACAGGAAGGGAACUAAGAAGAGCCCUGUUCUCUCUCAAACAGAUUUUUCAGGAUGAUAAGGACCUGGUGCACGAGUUUGUGGUGGCUGAAGGACUGAUCUGUCUCAUUAAAGUGGGGGCAGAGGCUGAUCAGAACUACCAGAACUACAUCCUCAGAGCUCCACAGCAGGCCCUGCUCCAGAUAAAAGGGAUUGUUUCAGCUCUUGGGCAGAUCAUGCUCUAUGUGGAUGGGAUGAAUGGCCUGAUUGGACACAAUGAAACAGUUCAGUGGCUCUACACUCUAGUUGGAUCAAAGUUCCGUCUGGUGGUUAAGACUGCUCUGAAGCUCUUGCUAGUGUUUGUGGAAUACACAGAAGCCAAUGCUGCACUACUAAUCCAAGCUGUCAACACUGUGGACAAUAAACGAGGUUGUAAGCCGUGGUCAAAUGCCAUGGAAAUCUUAGAUGAGAAAGAUGGUGUGGACACAGAGUUGCUGGUCUAUGCCAUGACCCUCAUCAAUAAGACACUUGCAGGGCUUCCUGACCAAGACUCAUUUUAUGAUGUGGUGGACUUUCUGGAGGAGCAGGGCAUUGAAGCCAUUGUCCAGAGGCACCUCAACAGAAAGGGCAGUGACCUAGACCUGCUGGAACAAUUUAACAUAUAUGAGAUGACUCUUCGUCAUGAGGAUGGUGAUGACGACUUGUCACCGCCUCCAGUGGGCCGCAAGGACCGACGCCGUGCAAGUGUAGGAGGCACACUCGAAAGGCGUGGUCUAGAACGCAGACGCAGCCGCAGACAUUCUCUGCAGAAUGGCAAAGGCCAUGCGUCUGCACCUGCUUCCCCUUGUCACAGCCACAACCCCAACUUCCUACCUUUUAAUGGCCAAAAGAUUGAGGCUGUCACUGAGAGAGAGGAGGUGGAGGAAGAGGAGGAAGAUAAGGAACCACAAAAAGCAGAUACUGUCAGCUGGAUGGCGCCAACUGUAGCGAAAGAGGAGGCUUCUAGCUUGUGUUUGCCCUUUAAAUGCAUGGUCAACCUCAUCCCCAGCACUGCUGAUUCAGAAGCACAGGAGAGUGCCAGGGGCUGUUCUGGGACCAAGGUCAUCCGCAGAGCGCCAGUGUCCUCACCUCCUGUAACUCCAGAUUCUGGUCACUGCGGUCUGUCUUCUUGGGCCUCCGUCAGGUCUCUGGGGGCUGUGCCCUCCCAGGGUUCAUCCGUCACCUCCUCUGCUUCCACAUCCCCCAGUGAAGAACAUCAAAUUUCCCUUUCUCUCCCCUCCUGCCCCCUUCUCUCUCCUUGCCCAUCAGACUCGGACGAGGUGCCUUCGGGGAUCUCGCAAGGCCAGAGAGGCCGAGACGCCAGUCAUUCAGAUAUUAGAUACUUACACACACCCUCUUCAACAUUUGCUUCCAGCGCCACUCCUAGGUUUGGCAGACAAAAUAGCUAUGCUGGCACAUAUCCUGGCAGGUCAUCAAGUGCAUCUAGUGCCCCUUCUACCCCCUUCAACCGUUUUUCUACAGGAGGGUCACCUACCGACAGCAAAACUGACAGACCAGCUCUGGGAAGUUUACUGGCCUCAUCAUACAAGCAACACCAGGAGUCUCUGUCUGCUGAGCGGGAAAGGAGGCGCCAGGAGAGAGAAGGGAAGCUGCUCAGGAUCGGACGAGAGGAGAGAGCUCGUUGCUGUCGCGAUCUUUUGCAGAAGAGAGAAGAGGCCCGUGAAGCCCGUGAAGAAAGGUAUAAAAAGGUGGAGCGUCUGGCAGCAGAGGAGUAUGAGAAGGAGCGUAUGGUAUCAGCGCUAAGAGGUCGCACAGAAAUCACACUCAAUCUUUGCUCCCGCAACUCCUGUAAUUCACGCAGUCCAAUCCCACCUUCCACUGAGUCUCAGGAGAAUAAACGUCCUCACAGCCACACUGCACAAGAAGCUGAGCCAGAACCAAGCCGUGUGGAGUCUCGCUCGGCGUCGCCCGCAGUGUCUGGCCAGCAGUGGUCAUCAGAGACAGAGGAGAAGCAGCGGCCUGUGGAUGAGAAGGACAUUACAGUGUCUGUGUUGCAUACAGAGCCUGACAAUUCAGAUAAUACAGGGAAAUGGACAUUAAGAAAGGAUGAGUAUGAGCAAGGAGUACAGGAGGUCGAGAUAAGUGAAGAUGCUAAUGUGAAGGAAAAAGAGAGAGAAAAGUUAUGCACAGAGGCCGUAAUGGCAAAUAAGGCAGGGACUGAAUUCGAGACAGAAGAGGAGUGUGAGAAAGAGCAAAUAGUGGAAAGAGACACAGAGGAUAGCACAGCCCUCAGUGAGAAAGAGAGAAAGAAUGAGGAACUUAAUGAGAAGGACAACUGCUCGGCUUCCAGCAUCUCCUCAGCCAGCAGUACUUUGGAGAGAGAGGAGCGAGAGGAGAAGCUCGUGUGUGAUAAUGACUCGGGCCAGUGGGCAGAAUGCAUUAAGGCAGCAGAUAUCAACGAACAGUGUGGAAAAGUCAUCAAUAACAAGCGCUUCAUGUUGGACAUGCUCUAUGCACAAAAUAAGAAGUCUGCUGAGGAUGAGGAGAAAGAGAAUGAGAAAAAAGAAGAAUGCCCAGAAGGACAGGACUCAUCAGUAAACAGCCUCACCACUCACAUCUCAAGCCUGGAGGCUCGGCAGCAGGAAUGUGAGGAUAACGUAAAAAAGAUGGAAGUGCAGCACCUGGACAACCACGCCAACGUGAGGACCGUGGGCGAGAAAUUCGGUGACUUGGUGAAGGGGCUCGUCUCGCCUAACGAGGCUGAGAAGGAGAAAGCACCUUCACCUACGCCACCUAAAAAGGAAUCAGAUCACAUCUGGGACCAGCUGAUGGCCACGCCUCGAGAACUUCGCAUUAAAGAGAUGGACUUUACUGACCUUUUAGAGGAGGAUGACAUAGACAUUUUGGAUGUUGGAAACAUGAUAAAGUCAGGUGACCACAUGACACCCCCUCCACCACCCCCAUGUAUACCAAACCUGCCACCAGCACCUCCACUUUUUGGUUGCCCACCCCCUCCUCCUGUUCCAGGAGGGAUGUUACCUCCCCCACCACCUUCCAUUGCAUCAAUGUCUCUAUCGCAUAUCGGUUCUCCUCAACAUAGUCGAGGGGAGCCACCGCUUUUUCAGAAAAAGAAAAAGACCAUCAGACUUUUUUGGAACGAGGUGAGGCCUACAGAAUGGCAACAAGGCAGCGACAAGCGCUACAAGGAAUCAUUAUGGUCCAAACUGGACUCGGUUAAGUUGGACACAGCCAAGUUGGAGCUUCUUUUUGAAACAAAAUCCAAAGAACUUCCUGUUGCAAAGAAAACAGCUGCAGAUGGAAAACGGCAGGAGAUUAUUGUUCUGGACUCCAAAAGAAGCAACGCCAUCAACAUUGGCCUCACAGUUCUUCCACCUCCCCGCACCAUCAAAACGGCCAUCCUCAACUUUGACGAGUAUGCUCUAAACAAGGAGGGUAUAGAGAAAAUCCUGACAAUGAUUCCCACAGAAGAGGAGAAGCAAAAGAUUCAGGAAGCACAGCUGGCGAACCCAGACAUUCCCCUGGGCAGCGCAGAACAGUUCCUCCUUACACUCUCCUCCAUCAGUGAGCUGUCUGCUCGCCUGCACCUCUGGGCUUUUAAGAUGGACUACGAGGUGUUGGAGAAGGAAGUGGCAGAGCCUUUACAGGACCUGAAGGAGGGCAUGAGUCAGCUGGAGAAGAACAAGACACUGUGCUUUAUUCUGUCCACACUACUUGCUAUCGGCAAUUUUCUCAACGGAUCAAAUGCUAAGGGCUUUGAGCUAAGUUACCUGGAGAAAGUUCCAGAAGUGAAAGACACUGUGCAUAAGCAGUCUCUGCUUCACCACGUCUCCUCCAUUGUAGUGGACAAGUUUCCAGAAAGUUCAGACCUGUACUCGGAGAUCGGCGCAGUUACACGCUCUGCUAAGGUGGAUUUUGACCAGCUGCAGGACAAUCUGGCCCAGAUGGAGCGGCGCUGCAAAGCUUCCUGGGACCACCUGAAGGUCAUUGCCAAGCAUGAGAUGAAGCCGGCACUAAAGCAGCGCAUGUCUGAUUUCCUGAAAGACUGUGCUGAGAGGAUCAUCAUCCUCACCAUUGUCCACAGGCGCAUUAUCAACAGGUUCCAUGCUUUUCUGCUGUUCCUGGGCCACCCAGCAUAUGCAGUGAAGGAGGUUAGCAUCCACCGAUUCUGUAAAAUCCUUAGUGAGUUUGCACUGGAGUAUCGCACCACCAGGGAGAGAGUGCUGCAGCAGAAACAGAAGAGAGCUAACCACCGGGAGAGGAACAAGACCCGGGGCAAAAUGAUCACUGACAGUGAGGAUGAAGAAGAUGGUGAGAGCGGUAAGUUUGCAGGAGCUUCAGCAGAUAGUCAGGACACUCCAGCGCAGGGACUUGGCUACGCCGAGGACUCAGCAGAGCACGAGCAGAUGACCGCAGUACUGCGAAACAGUAUGCAGCUCGGAGACACCACCCCUUCAGUCCUGCCUGGUUUGCGCACACGCACCAGAGCCAGCCGAGGCCGCAUGGGACUGUGGUCCUCCGCCAGUGAAGACACGUCUAAUUGCAUGGAAGACACAGCAGACGAGAUCAUGGAGCGCAUAGUAAAGUCGGCAACUCAGGGCCCCAGUCAGCGCAGUCUGCCACGCGAGAGGAGGCGCUCAAGAGCCAAUCGCAAGUCCUUAAGGAGAACACUGAAGAAUGGGCUCACUCCAGAGGAGGCACAGGCUCUGGGACUGGCCAGUGGCUCUGAGAUGCAAGUGUGACAGAGAAAAGAUUCUAGUAGCUCAGGGUCUCAACACAAACGCACACACGCACACACACACACACACACACACACACACACACACACACACACACACACAGACAUAAUCACACACUCUUCAAACAUAGAUACUCUUGAUCAUGUACACUGCAACCAAAGCAGGCUAAUUGAAAGACUGAUAUUUCUGAACACCCACCACUUAUUCUGCGUUUUAAAAGAUAAGCACAGUGUCAGCUGCCGUUCAACCUACUAGUCUACAAACCUCUAACACUAGUGGGCAUACACACACAUACACACACACACACACACACACACACACACACACACACACACACACUCUUGUCGCCCUGUUUUUGAAGAAAAGUUCUUUACAGAGACAAACCUACUAGUGUUUCUUACCACUGUGGCCUUGAGAGUGAACCCAAAGGUCGGUGUUUGGAACGAGGCCGAUCUCUUGCAUCCUGGUUACCAACCGUUAGCCGUUUGGUAAACUCUUGCCUGCUUUGGUUAGUAGCACAUUCAGCAUUCAUGUCCAAUGGAAAUUGCAGAGCACAGAUUUAUAGAAAUCACUGAUGUAGAUAUCAAGGAGUGAUUUUCUCUGCACUGCUGUGGUAUUACUGAUAUAUUUUUUUUGCACGUUUUAUUUUUAUUUUUUAUUCAGUACAGAUUAUUGAUUGAGCCUGAGACUGAACACGUUUGACACACAAUGCUGACCUACAGCACCUUCUGCCAUUUGUACUGUAGUCCAUCUGCUAAAAGUGGUGAAGGAGAUUAGGUGUAAAAUCUGUUUCCAGACACCAAUCAUCAGCUAGUCUUAGCCUACGAAGAACUUCGGCGCUGCCUCGAUGUUAACUGUUAUAAAUUCAAUAGCGUGAGAUGCAUGCAAACUGUACUUGUGGCAUUUGGUCAUGAUGUGUGUUUUUGGAAACAGACAGAGGGACGUGGUCUCUUCAGCACAACAGCACUCUUGUUUGAGAGGUUUUCAGGAGCAACGCUUAAGUGUCAUUCGGUUAUACAAAGAAAAUAAACGGCCAUUCUCUAAUGCGAAACAUUAUAUAUCUGACAAUCCACUCAGCUGUACUACAGGACCCAGUAGUACCUCCCAGCACCUUACUAUGUGUAGCGUCAUUUUAAAGCAAUGUCAAGUAUUAACAAGAACAAAAAAGUAUCUUUGUGUUUGUCUGAUGUCUUCUUCUCAGAUAAUCGAGUACUGUAAAAUGAACUAGUAAAAAUCUAAUGUAGAAACAAAAUGUUCCCUAAGAUAAAUGCUGUACAAUUGUGUAAAUCUGUUUUUAUUUUUGCAUCUGUUGCAUUUGUAUUUGUAUAGAAUAGUGUAUUAUAGGUCAGAAGCAGUGUUAUUCUGUGAUUAUUAUAAUUUAAGAAAAGUAAGCAAGCCAUGAAUUCGUUCAAAACUAAGAGAAAGCGGGCGAGUCGAGUCAAAGGGAGCUUCUGUGACGUCAGUUUGAUGCUCAGCGAUGUUUGUUUGUUUGUUUUUUUUUGCACAAACCUGAAAAAUGUUUGGUCCUUGUAUCCCAUUCAGUUUCCACUCGUGCUCAAAAGCCUUUCAAGAUCAUUGCACUUAAAUACACAGAAUCGAGUCAUGUCCAACCUUUUGCUGCAAGUGCCAUAAAAGUGGGUAUCGAAUAAGAGUACCAAGAAUGUGAAUUUAUCUUCUUAAUACUCACAGCAAAAAAUAUAUACUGUAUACAAUCUUGCAAUAAAAAGCUUCCAGAGAAA
Messenger RNA from Silurus meridionalis, 7434 nucleotides. RefSeq names its product formin homology 2 domain containing 3b (gene fhod3b). The record is from RefSeq and is a predicted model, not a curated record. Lineage: Eukaryota; Metazoa; Chordata; Actinopteri; Siluriformes; Siluridae. The transcript is spliced from 30 exons. Gene Ontology annotation, biological process: cardiac myofibril assembly; cortical actin cytoskeleton organization; sarcomere organization. The coding region runs from base 608 to 5698 and encodes 1696 amino acids. Gene Ontology annotation, molecular function: actin filament binding. Gene Ontology annotation, cellular component: cytoskeleton; cytoplasm.